UUCUUAUAUUUUGAAUAUAAAAUUUAAAUGUCCGAGGUAGAAGAGAGGAUCACUAGAAUCAAACAGCAUAAAGGCGUCAAGGGUCUCCUCAUUGUUGGCGAGGAUGGCAAUAUUAUUAGGAAUACCCUCGGAUCUGGCAAUGAUAAGGAGUCCAAGUCAUACGCACAUCAUGUCUCUGAGAUUGCUAAGAAGGCCAAAUCAGUCAUCCGGGAUAUUAAUCCCUUGGAUGACCUUACUUUCUUUAGAAUUAAAGCUAAGAGACAGGAAAUCUUAGUAGCUCCUGAUAAGUCUUAUUUCUUGAUUGUGAUUCAAAAUAUUGACGAGGAAAAUGAUGCUAUCAAUAGGUCUUAA
Moneuplotes crassus is the source of this 351-nucleotide messenger RNA. The record is from the annotation of a GenBank genome assembly. Lineage: Eukaryota; Ciliophora; Spirotrichea; Euplotida; Euplotidae.